CUCAGCUAGCAGAUCAGUGCAGUGGAAGAGGCACAGGCUGGGAAGGAGGAGAGGAUGGUGAGCCCUCAGGAGUUUAUUGCGUCUCUGGACAGAAGGGGACGGGAAGCUGCAUUCACCCGCAGAGGGGCAGUAUCAGUUAACCACCUCAAGAAUGUGUUCUACAAGCUCUUGACAAUCUGGCCAAUGCUUGGGGUGGCGCCUGCUGCUCCAAGCUGGAAACGCUGGUGGCAGCGAAACUGAGCUGCAGAGGCUGCUUAUCGCUUAAUUGGAGAACACAGUGGUUUGCACCAUGGAGAUGGCAUCAUUCAGCAGAGUGUACUGGGGAGCCGCUACCGUCCUCUAUGUUUGCAUCGCGUAUGCCUUUGCAAAGGAGGUGCCACAGGCAUACAUGGACGAGAUCUUCCACAUCCCCCAGUGCCAGGCCUUCUGCGAGGGCCGGUUCUCCUACUGGGACCCCAUGAUUACAACCUUUCCAGGCCUCUACUACGCUGCCCUUUUCCUGCUGUCCUUUCUCUAUCCUGGGACCGCUGCGUUUCAGCUACUACAAGGAAAGUUCAUUAGGAGCACCUUCAGACCACUUUGUUCUCUUUUUGCCCUGCGGUUUGUCAAUAUAGUGCUCAGUCUAGUUUGCCUCCUGCUCUUUAGAGAAGUUGCCUUUGAGGUGCGGUUGCGAGCGGAGCACCUUUUAGCUGUUGACAGCGGGAGCCAGGAACUAGGGUCGGGCCAGAUCGCAGUGACCAACGGAGUUGAGUCGCAAUCUAAGAAGCCGAUAGGCAGUAAUGACAGCAAGACGUAUAGAGAAGCCAACAAGGGCAAAGAGACAAUUAGUAGAGCUGGGAGCGGCAAAUUGUCAGUGGCAAAGAGGAGGGGAACACACCACACAGAGAACGGCACAGCCGCCGCAAUCGAAGAUCUCACAGGGAGGAAGACUGGGCCUGGGGGGCCUGGUUAUGAAUUUGGUGAAGCCGCUUAUGACUCCAUUGGGACCGCUUCUGUGGGGGAUCUUCAAAACAGACGGCAACCAAGCACGGAGGAUUUCUUCAAAGCAGCGGCCUUGGUGCUCUAUCCCCCCCACUUUUUCUUUGCGUUCCUGUUCUACACGGACGUUGGCUCGACCGCGGCAAUUGCGGCCAUGUACUUGGCAACACUGAGGCACCGAUUCUGGGUCGCAGCGCUGCUGGCCGUGGUCGCCAUCUUCUUUCGCCAGACCAACGUGGUUUGGGCUCUCUUUGUGACGUGUACUGGGGCGACCGAGGUUCUUUGGCCACUCCCCGGAUCCGGGAUGCCGUCCGACCGGCUAGACAAGCGGAGCCUUAACAAGACCGAAUCAGUGUCACCGCUCGCGCUGUGGGCCCUGGCUAAGCGAGCCUGGACCCAUCGGACGGCGGUUCUGCGGACGUUCGGCCCGCUGCUGUUCGUUAUUGCUGCGUUCGUGGUCUUCGCCGUCCGAAACGGCGGCAUCGUGCUGGGCGCCAAAGACGCCCACAAGAUGAGCCUGCACAUGCCCCAGUUCCUCUACUGCCUAGCCUUUGUCUUCUGCGCGCUCGCUCCCGUCCAGCUGCUCCCCGCCCACGUCAGCCACGUGUCUGCUUACGGCAUCGCACGUGUCAAACGGUCGCCCGGGAGGACGCUCGCGCUUCUGCUGGCUGCGCUGGCGGCAGUGCACUGGUUCACUAUCGAGCACCCAUACCUGCUCGCGGACAACCGGCACUAUCCCUUCUACCUCUGGCGGUGGAUCUUCAAGCGCCACGUGGCAGUCAAGUAUCUGCUCGUGCCGUUCUACUUAUAUGCAGCCACGUCGCUUGUUCUGUCGCUCGCAAAGACACAACGCCCGCUUUGGAUCUUCUUCUAUUUGAUGGCCACGUUUGGCGUCCUUGUUCCCGCUCCGCUCAUCGAGUUCCGUUACUUCAACGUUCCGUUCUUUUUGGCCGCCCUGCACGUGCCAAUGCCGUCAAAGAGGAGACGACCGACGUUGUUGUUGCAGUUAGUGUUGUUUGCAAUAUUAGAUAUUGGAGCGGUGUCCUUGUUUCUGCGAAGAACGUUUGAGUGGCCUCAUGAGAGCGGCACGCAACGAUAUAUGUGGUGAGCCCGAACUGAAGACGGAAAGUUAGAGUAUCCCGCAUGCCC
Messenger RNA from Klebsormidium nitens, 2127 nucleotides. The record is from the annotation of a GenBank genome assembly. NCBI's taxonomy places the organism in Eukaryota, Viridiplantae, Streptophyta, Klebsormidiophyceae, Klebsormidiales, Klebsormidiaceae.